Messenger RNA from Raphanus sativus (radish), 2838 nucleotides. RefSeq names its product pentatricopeptide repeat-containing protein At5g12100, mitochondrial. The transcript has a single exon. Gene Ontology annotation, molecular function: protein binding. The coding region runs from base 54 to 2528 and encodes 824 amino acids. The record is from RefSeq and is a predicted model, not a curated record. Lineage: Eukaryota; Viridiplantae; Streptophyta; Magnoliopsida; Brassicales; Brassicaceae.
AUUUAGGUGUCUUCAGUCUUCACUCUUGCCGAGUGUCUCCGGAACCUCUAAAGAUGGUGACUCGCUUACGACGACUCGUUUCGAAAUCUUCUCGUUACGCCACCGUGAAGCUGGCAAAGUCUGCCUCGUUAUGCUCAUGUCGCCGUCUCUUCUCUACAUCCUCCGAUACGACUCAUCCAGAACCCUACUCUCAAUCCGACCAAUCCCUGCCUCUGAAUCCCGUCACCGGAGAAGGAGAUCGACACGAAAAGCUCCGGGAUCUCCGAGUACUUCUCCAGCAGAACCGAAUCGAGCCGGCGCGCGGGGCUCUCACGUCGCUCGUCCGAUCAGGCUCUUCCCCUUUCACGUCGCCGAGAGAGCUCUUCUCCGCCUUCUCGCUCUCAUCAUCUCCGUCGCUGAAGAACGACUUCUCCUACUUGCUCUUCUCCGUGCUAACGGAAUCGAACAUGAUCCCCGAAGCCGCCGACUUGUUCUUCGCCUUGAGGAGCGAAGGUAUCACCCCCGGCUCCGAUUCGUUAACGCUUUUCUUCGAUCAUCUCGGGAAGGCGAAGCAGUUCAGAGUGACGAUCAACGUGUUUCUGAAUCUCCUCGAAUCCGAUUAUCGUCCGAGCAAGUUCAUGUUCGGGAAAGCAGUUUACGCCGCCGUGAAAUUGAGCGAUUUAGGCAAAGGUUUAGAGCUUUUCAACCGCUUGAAGCGAGAUAGAAUCUCCCCCACUGUGUUUGUUUAUAACGUUCUUAUCGAUGGGCUGUGUAAAUCGGGGAGGGUGAGUGAUGCAGAGAACCUGUUCGACGAAAUGCUCCAGAGAAGAUUGGUCCCUACUUUGAUAACGUAUAACACUUUGAUCGACGGGUAUUGCAAAAGUGGGAGUCUUGAGAAGACUUUCAAGGUGAGAGACCGAAUGAGAAGGGGUGGUGUUGAUCCGAAUCUUGUUACGUUCAAUACGUUGCUAAAAGGGAUGUUUAACGCGAGAAUGGUGGAGGAUGCUGAGAAUGUGUUGAAGGAGAUGAAAGAUCAUGGCUUUGUGCCUGAUGCGUUCACGUUGAGUAUUCUGUUUGUUGGUUAUUCGAGCAAUGAGAAAGCUGAGGCUGCUUUGGGUGUUUAUGAGGCGGCUGUUGAUUCCGGGGUGAAGAUGAAUGCUUAUACGUGUAGCAUUUUGUUGAACGCGUUGUGCAAAGAAGGGAAGAUAGAGAAGGCGGAGGAGAUUCUGGGGGUGGAAAUGGGUAAGGGGCUUGUCCCGAACGAGGUUAUUUAUAACACGAUGGUUGAUGGAUACUGUCGAAAAGGUGAUUUGGUCGGAGCUCGGAUGAAAAUCCAAAUGAUGGAGAAUCAAGGGAUGAAGCCAUCUCAUUUGGCGUACAAUUGUUUGGUUAAGAGGUUUUGUGAACUGGGGGAGAUGGAGAAUGGUGAGCAAGAGGUUAACAAGAUGAAACUAAAAGGAGUUUCUCCUAGCGUGGAGACGUAUAACAUCUUGAUCGGGGGAUACGGGAGGAAGGGUGAGUUUGAUAAGUGUUUCGACAUUCUCAAAGAAAUGGAAAACAACGGGACGAUGCCAAAUGUAGUUAGCUACGGGAAUCUGAUAAAUUGUUUGUGCAAAGGCUCCAAACUUCUUGAAGCUGAGAUUGUUAAGAGAGAUAUGGAAGACAGAGGAGUUUCACCUAACGUAAGGAUAUAUAACAUGUUGAUCGAUGGCUGUUGCUCAAAGGGGAAGAUAGAAGAUGCUUUUCGGUUUUCUCAGGAGAUGCUAACAAAGGGAAUAUAUUUGAACUUGGUGACUUAUAACACACUCAUUAAUGGGUUGUCCAUGAACGGAAAAUUAGCAGAAGCUGAAGAGUUGUUUCUCGAAAUCUCAAGAAAGGGCUUUGUACCAGAUAUAUUCACGUAUAACUCGCUGAUAUCUGGAUACGAACGUGCUGGAAACGUGCAAAAAUGUAUCGCACUGUAUGAAAUGAUGAAAGGAUCGGGAAUAAAACCCAAUUUGAAGACAUAUCAUCUUUUAAUCGGCUUGUGCAGCAAGGAGGGUGUAGAACUCACUGAGAAAAUAUUUGGAGAGAUGUCGUUGGAACCAGACUUGUUAGUUUACAACGGAGUUCUUCAUUGCUACGCCGUGCAUGGAGAAAUGGAUAAGGCUUUGAAAGUACAGAGCCAGAUGAUGGAGAAGGGAAUCGAUUUGGAUAAGACGAGUUAUAACAGCUUGAUCAUGGGACAGCUGAAAGUAGGAAAGCUCAGCGAGGCUAGAGGUUUGUUUAACGAGAUGAAAACCCGAGGACUGGAUCCUGAAGCUGAUACGUAUAACAUACUGGUGAAAGGGCAUUGUGAGAAGAAGGAUUGUAUGGGAGCUUAUGAUUGGUACAGAGAGAUGCAGGAAAAGGGUUUGCGAUUAGAUGCUUCUUUAGGUGCUGAGUUAGUAACUGGGCUUAGAGAAGAAUGGAGGUCAAAGGAGGCACAUAUUGUCAGUUCUGAGAUGAAUGGUGGCAAGCUUGAUGAUGCAACGGAGGACGAGGCUCUAUCUGCAACAGAGAAGCUGUGAAAAUCAAGAUUGUGCUCUUCAAACCAACUUCUUUGAUUUGGUAAUAUACUAAAACCAAACCAAACCAACAUCAUGAGUGACACUUUCUCUGGGACCUUAAACUUCGGAUGAGACUUAUAUUGAUUAGUUCCAACUUCCAUGUCGCCUUUAGAUUAGUACUAUCACUUUGGAUGAGAGACUCUACGUUCAACUAUGGAGUAACAUUGUAUUGCUUAAGUAAUUCUUUCCCCUGGAACAAAUUUUGGCAGAAUUUUUGAAUGUAGAACUAAAAGAGUGUGAUUGUAAAUAUAAUUUACUCUUCCGACAACGA